AAAUCCACCGCUGUUGCCGGUUGCCCGUGCUGCGCCGUCAUGUACCGUUUUUAAAGAAAAUCAAAAUUCGUGAAUCGCUCCUCUACGUUUCCGUCGGGGCUUUGUUGGACACCUAGUUGGGAUCGGAAUAAAAAUCCCUUCCACAGAUCUCUCUGAAUUUUCGCCGAUCAAUUCGCUCUGUUUUUCGUUCAAGAUUUUUUAAACUUUUGCUUUUCAAUUUUCCUUUUCGGGGAUUCCCCCUCUCCAGAAUCUUCCGCCGUUUAAUCGCCGGGAAUUUUUUUUUUCUGAAUUUCCCGGCGAGAAAACAAUGGGGUCGACCGAUGGUCCGUCAUCGGUGAUCUCUUAUGCAGUUAUAGACGCCUCUAAUUGGUGGGAUGAUAUAAACAACUCGCCUGUUUGGCAGAAUCGAAUCUUUCAUGUCCUCGCUGUACUCUAUGGCUUGGUUGGCGCCAUUGCUCUGAUCCAGCUUAUUCGAAUAGAAUUGAGAGUUCCUGAGUAUGGUUGGACAACACAGAAGGUUUUCCACUUUCUUAACUUCUUGGUGAAUGCGGUUCGUUCAUUGGUCUUUGCAAUCCGUCGGAAUGUGCAACGGAUAAAACCUGAGAUUUUCCAAACUGUCUUGCUUGAUAUGCCAAGUCUUGCUUUCUUCACCACAUAUGCACUGUUAGUUCUGUUCUGGGCCGAGAUAUACUAUCAGGCACGUGCUGUAUCAACUGAUGGGCUGAGGCCAAGUUUCUAUACUGUUAAUGCUGUUGUGUAUGGCAUCCAGAUUGUGUUGUGGUUAAUUUUGUGGUGGAAUCCCAUCCCUGUUGUACUCAUCCUGUCCAAGAUCUUCUUUGCAGGCGUCUCAUUUUCUGCAGCCCUUGGGUUUCUUCUUUAUGGAGGGAGACUCUUCCUAAUGCUUCAGCGCUUCCCUGUUGAGUCAAAAGGUCGGAGAAAGAAGUUACAGGAGGUCGGCUAUGUGACAACCAUAUGUUUCUCAUGUUUCCUAGCAAGAUGUAUCAUGAUGUGCUUCAAUGCAUUCGAUAAAGCCGCUGAUCUUGAUGUUUUGAACCAUCCAGUUUUGAACUUUAUAUACUAUCUGUUGGUGGAAAUUCUACCCUCUACUCUGGUCCUUUUCAUAUUGAGGAAGCUCCCGCCGAAGCGUAGCAUCACGCAGUAUCACCCCAUUCGAUGAGAGAAUUUGAUGAAGUCAUUUGAUGUCUGGGAGGCCUGCGAAGCUGGGACUAAUGGAUGGCUUGAUUUUGGAAAGCACAUCUGCCCUCUAAAUAGAGAUGCAACCGAAGGGUAGCAGGGAAUGGCUUCUGCACAUGUUGAACGCGACAUCUUUUAGCAUCUAAACAGGGGUCUGUUCAUGGUUAAGUGUUGUAGAUUAUUGAAAAAGAAACCUCUCGAUGAGAGGAUUGUGAAUUCUUGUGACCCAUUUUAGUGCAACUUUUGCCUGGUUUGAUUUAUAUUGUUGUUAUAAUAGAUGGUUUAUUGUGUUGAGUCCAUGUCUUGUUCCUUACAAUGAUACCAAGCAGGAGGGCAUGUAUUUCAUAUUCUCAAACCACCUCUUUGAACACAAUACAGUGAUUAAUUUUGCUUCAA
Molecule: messenger RNA, 1590 nt
Organism: Macadamia integrifolia
Lineage: Eukaryota; Viridiplantae; Streptophyta; Magnoliopsida; Proteales; Proteaceae
Product: tobamovirus multiplication protein 3-like
Exons: 11
Coding region: 308-1177 (289 amino acids)
Source: RefSeq, a predicted model, not a curated record